AUGGGAAACACUCUGCAGGCACUCCCUCACAGUACAAACCAAACCAAACAAUUUCAAGGUCAACAAGACGAUCAAAACCAAGAAAUCCCAGAAGAUGAAAAUCAAGCAUUCACUUGCGAAAUAUGCAUCGAGCCGAUGAUAUUACCGGACAGAAAAUUCAAGAACAGGGACAAUUGCAGCCACCCUUUUUGUACUGAUUGCAUGAUCAAGUACAUCCAAGUGAAGCUCGAGGAUGACAACGUCGGGAACAUCAAAUGCCCGGCUUUGAACUGCAAUCAGUUCUUGGACCCAGUUUCGUGUCGGUCGGUGAUGAGUCCAGCGCUUUUUGUGCGGUGGUGCGAUGUGCUUUGUGAAACGGCGAUCCUGGGAGGGGAGAGGUGUUAUUGUCCGUACAGGAAUUGUAAUUCUUUGAUCCUGAAUGAAUGUGGUGGGAAUUUGAAGAAAUCCAAGUGUCCCAGUUGUAAGAAUUGGCUUUGCUUCAAGUGUAUGAGGGUUUGGCAUGCCGGGUUUGGGUGUGAAGAGAGUGGAGAAUUGAGGGACAGAAAUGAUAUUGCUUUUGGGAGACUCGUGGAGCAGAGGAAGUGGAAUCGGUGUCCCCGGUGCCGCCAUUUUGUGGAACACGUUGAAGGCUGCUCAAUUAUCAAAUGCAGGUGCGGCAUUAGUUUCUGCUACAAAUGUGGAAGACAAGUUCAUCAACAUUGGUGUGGAUGUGAAUCGAAUUCUAUGUACAUCACGAGCUUCCUAAUUUUUACAGUUUUUGUUGUUCUGGGGUUUGGAAUCAUGAUCCUGAUUUGGAAUGCUGCAAAACGUGGACAUCGUACUAGUGUGUAG
Molecule: messenger RNA, 831 nt
Organism: Fraxinus pennsylvanica
Lineage: Eukaryota; Viridiplantae; Streptophyta; Magnoliopsida; Lamiales; Oleaceae
Source: the annotation of a GenBank genome assembly